GCUCUGCGAACGCAGCUUGGCGUCAUACGUGACCAAGGGCCUCUCGUGGCAGCCCAUCGUCGUCGACGGCGUCAAGGUCCCCGAGCUCAGCGCCGUCGAGUUUGUCGCGUCGUGCUUGGAGCGCUACACGUUUCUACCGCUUGUCGCCUACUGCUUGCAGCAGGACGCCGCCGUUGCCAAGGCGCCGUGGCAAGAGAAACCGCCGCUCGAACUGCAGCUCUGCGCGCGCUUCGUCGAGUACGUCGAGCGCGCGUGCAGCGUCGACGACCACAUGCCCAGAGAGGCGGAGCCAGCGCUGCUCUUUCUGUGUACCACGCUGUUUUGUCUUGUACUGCGGCUCGAGUCGGUGGCGAUGGCCUUCAAGCAAGACAUGCUCUCCCGGGUGAGCCAGAGCCUCUGGAACCUGGGCGAAGCGAGACACGCGGGCAAUGGUCUCGACACGCUCCAGCGCGCGAUCGGCUUUUCGUUUCUGCAUGCCUUUGCCAAACCCAAGUUUUCGACAUCGUUGCACACGUCGGCUCUGGCGCUGAGUCUCUUUGUGCGCGUGCACAGCCGCAAGGCGCUGCGCCUUGACAGCAACGGGCCGCUGGAAAUUUCCAAGUCGACGCGCCAGCUCCAAAAGGUGCUCGAGAGCGUCGGCAGUGAGAAGAAGGAGCUCGUGGCGCUUCUCAUUUCGUUUAGCACCGACCCGCGGCACAGUCUGGCCGACCACAAACCGUUCUGCACACUGCUCUUUGGCGAGCUGUACCCGGCCGCGCCGUGGCUUCUCAAGUCCCCACUCGAGCGCUAAAUCUAUCAACUUGAUAUUAUUUUGCAUGGC
Messenger RNA from Saprolegnia parasitica CBS 223.65, 820 nucleotides. RefSeq lists its product as hypothetical. Lineage: Eukaryota; Oomycota; Saprolegniomycetes; Saprolegniales; Saprolegniaceae. The record is from RefSeq and is a predicted model, not a curated record. The transcript has 3 exons. Bases 272 to 790 code for a protein of 172 amino acids.